CUUGUCUGUGUAGUUCCGUGAUGCGAUUGAAGGUUCUAGGUACUCAGGGUAGAUGUGACUGAAGAUUUAAUAUUAUAACAUAAAAGACAACUAAUUGAAGAAAAAUGCGCUGGUUUGAAGGUUCUAUUCCAGCUGCCAUCGCCGCUGCCAAACACCAGAGCCUUGUUUUCGUCGUCGUUAUAACAGGCGACGAUGAGCAGUCCACACAGAUGAUUUCCAGUUGGGAGGACGACAAAGUUGCCGAUGCGUCCCUUAACACUUGUGUCGCAAUUAAGGUGGAUGCCAAGAGUGAGACAUGUGUUCAGUUCUCCCAAAUCUACCCAGUGGUGUGCAUCCCCUCCAGCUUCUUCAUCGGGGAGAACGGCAUCCCCCUGGAGGUUAUCGCCGGAAGCAUUCCCGCCGAGGAGCUUAGGAUGAGAAUUGACAAAGUCAAAGAGAUGCAUGCCCAGCAGAUCCGUGCAGAAGCGGUCGCCCCCCAGGCUGAGAUGGGGCUCCCCAUGGAAGCCCCACCCCCAGAGGAGCAGACCCCACCCCCGGUCACGGCACUCCCGCUGUCCUCCCCUGCUCCACAAGACCUCCAGCCCACCCAGACACCAGCCACAGAGUCCACAGCCACACCUUCGACAUCUAAAGAAUCCCUGUCCAGGCCUGUCGAGGAGGCUUCUGGUCAUGUGACCCCCGGCGAGGACAGGAGCACCUCAUCGGACGACGCCUCCGCCAGCUCUCAGCCCGACGAGGGCCUGGAUGCCAAGGUGGAACGGUUGACAAAGCAACUAGAGGAGAGGAGAGAGCAGAAGAAGAAAGUAGAGGAGGAGGGUGAGAUCAAGAAGGAGAUGGAGAGGAGGAAGCAGGGCAAGGAGGUACUGGACUUUAAGAAGAAGCAGGAGGACGACAAGACCAAGCGGAUCCUGGAUGAGAGGAACAAGGACAAGGCAGAGGAGAAGGCGGCCAGGGAGCGUGUCAAACAGCAGAUUGCCCUGGACCGUGCGGACCGGGCGGCCCGCUACGCUCAGAACCAUGAGGAGCUGGAGACGGCUCGGCUGGCAGCCUUGCAGGCCAGGCAGGCGGAGCAGGAGGCCCGGAGAGAGACCCCGAACAGAGAGAGGAGCACCAGGAUACAGUUCCGUCUCCCAGACGGUUCCUCCUUCACCAACCAGUUCCCCUCAGAGAGCAGGCUGCAGGAGGCACGACAGUUUGCAGCUCAGGAAGUAGGCAAUCGCUACGGUAACUUCUCCCUGGCGACCAUGUUUCCACGGAGGGAGUUCACCGGGGAGGACCUGGACAAGACCCUGCUGGAGCUGGAGCUGGCCCCCAGCGCCUCGGUUGUCCUGCUGCCUCAAACGGGGCGCCCGGCCCACUCGGUGGUGCAGUCGUCCGAGGGUGGUCUGUGGGCUCUGCUGGGCUCCAUCCUCUAUCCCCUGCUCGCCGUCUGGAGGUUCCUCACCGGCUUCCUGUUCAGCAGCCCGGGCCCCGCCCCCUCCCCUGCCCCCUCCCAGAGACCCGGAACUGCCCCCGCCUCGGGCUCCUCUGGUGGGGAACCAAAGAGGGAAUCCCUUCGCAAGCGCACAAUGGAGAAGAGACCAGAGGACUUCAAGAAGGACGGUAAGAUCCACAGACUUCGAACCCAGGAAGACAGCGAAGAUGACAACAACACCUGGAACGGGAACUCCACCCAGCAGAUGUAGCGCAAUAACACUGGUUCUCUCUCUCUCUCUGUCUCUCUCUCUGAAACGGUUUGACUUUGUCGAGUGCGUGCAGUCGGUGUAACUGAAGAUUAUGCUGAUUUUUAGGGCUAUGUUUAUUUGUUUACCGAUUUUCUCCCUUUCCCGUCAUCCAAGCUUGUUAAGUCCUCCUGCUUCUUCCUGCAUGGGUAGAUAUAAUCAAGGUAACCCAGCCCUCCAUGGACUUGAACAGACCCUUCUCCCGUUCCCCCUCUCUUUGUGUUGAAACUACUAAUUGCUUCAGACUCGCCUGACCAGGUGUCUGUGUGGGGGGUCAGCGCUGGCCAAGGAGCUUCUCUCCAGUCUGUUAACUUGUCUGACGGCUGCAGAGGAGCUUGGAGUGUUUUAUUUAACUGUAACCCAGCUGGGUGAAGCUGGACGAGCCAGUGAGUGGCUGUAGCGAGGGGGGGUGUGCAUAGAUAAGUUUUCUACCCUGGCUGUGGGGCCACUGCUGGCAGAGACUGCCUUGGCAGUAGAAUGUGUUUCUACUAGUUGAACAUGAGCAACCACUGGAACUGCUCCUGUAUGUAACAAUGGCAAAUGAUGAUGAUGAUGAUAAUGAUAAUAAUAAUAAAGA
Messenger RNA from Osmerus eperlanus (European smelt), 2298 nucleotides. It is a transcript of the gene ubxn4, whose product is annotated as UBX domain protein 4. The coding region runs from base 105 to 1685 and encodes 526 amino acids. Gene Ontology annotation, cellular component: endoplasmic reticulum. The record is from RefSeq and is a predicted model, not a curated record. Gene Ontology annotation, molecular function: protein binding. Lineage: Eukaryota; Metazoa; Chordata; Actinopteri; Osmeriformes; Osmeridae. The transcript has 13 exons.